Molecule: messenger RNA, 6606 nt
Organism: Pocillopora meandrina
Lineage: Eukaryota; Metazoa; Cnidaria; Anthozoa; Scleractinia; Pocilloporidae
Source: the annotation of a GenBank genome assembly
AUGUCUAAAUCCAAAGAUGUUGCAAAGAGUUACCAGCAAGUGUCGGUUUUUCAAAGAGAGGAAGGGAAAAAACUGAUCGAUGAUCUAGAGAUUCAUCGCGGACAUGUUAUCCUAGAUUUGGGCUGCGGCACUGGAGAAUUGUCUGCGUAUCUUUCCGAGCUUGUUGGACAAGAUGGAAGAGUCGUUGCCGUCGAUCCCGACAGUUAUCGGGUAGAAGUGGCGCGAGAAUCACACACGCAAGUCAAAAAUCUCGAAUUUCAUGAAGGAAGCUCUGCCAGCUUCCCAGGAAUGGGCUCGGAGACUUACGACGUCGUAUUUUCCAACUUUGUGUUGCACUGGAUUCAGGAUAAAGAAGAAGCAUUCAAGAACAUGUUUCGGAGCCUGAAACCAGCAGGGAAAAUUGUCUUGACUUACUCCGAUCGCUCAGCUUCCAUCUACCAUAAAACUUAUAGUGAACUUCAAAACUCAGAAAGCAUGGAACGGUUGCUAAGCAAACUUUACUUCGAGAGAAAGUCAAAAAUUGAGGGCACGUGUUCGGCUGCGGGAUUCGACAUCUUGAAAAGUAUCGAAGUCAAGAUGAAAGAUUUUGAGUUCGAAAAUGUUGAAAGUAUGUGCUUAUUUUUCUCGGCAAGUAAUCAAGGCAGGUUUGUUUCAGAGCUAGCCACGAAAGAUAAGGUAUCGAGGUUUUGUGCUCGGUACACAAGCGGGGAAAACUCUAAACCGUUGACGGUUUAUACUGAUGAAGGAGAUUAUUACUGCGUAUUAAUUGCAGCCAAACCAUAAAGAAAGUGUCGACCUUUUAGAUUGUAAUCAAAAUUGCAAUUAGAAAACGUUGUUUAAGUAUUCGGGUUCCAGUCGAAUCCGGAAUGCGUCGUCUUCAAUUUUAAAUUUUGUCGUGUUAACAAAACUUAGUACCAUUUCUUUUAAUUCUGCAGAGCGCCGAGCAGAUUGCGUGUCAAUAGCAAAGUAUUUUUGUUCCAGAUGGAACUGCUUUGUAUCGUUGAGAAUCGGUCCAAGUUGUAAGCUUUGAUUUGGCUUUCCCUGAAAACAACCGAUGUAAUCUCGGUACAAGCGUUUAUGCCGCAUGCAAUUGAACAUUUUCCUCUGUUAAGUUAGUUGUUACAGCAGACAAUAUUUUGUGUCACAGAGAGUUAAUUUAGUCAUGUUGCUCUGUAGGUUAUGGUUGAUUGCGCAAAAUGUCAGAAAACUUUUCAGCUAAGUUCAAGUUUGAAAUUCUAAACCGUUGACGGCUUAUACUGAUAAAGGAGAUUAUUACUGCGUAUUGAUUGCAGACAAACCGUAAAGAAGGUGACUAUCUUUUAGAUUAUAAUGAAAAUUGUAAUUAUGGAAGGUUGUUUAAGUAUUCGGGUUCCAGUCGAAUCUAGAAUAUGUCGUUUUUAACUUUAAAAUUUGUAGUGUAAACAAGGCUUAUUAUCAUAUCUUUUGUGAUGAUGCGAUCUCGGUAGCAUUUAUGACGCAGGAAAUUGAACAUUUUCCUCUGUGAACCAAGUUCUUACAGCAAACAAUAUUUUGUGUCACAGAGUGUUAAUUUAGUCACUUUGCGGUAUAGGUCAUGGUUGAUUGCGCAAAAUGUCAGAAUACUUUUCAACUACUGCGCAGGCGGCUAACGCAGGGUUCUCACAGUCAUAUGAAGAGGGUCGUGGUUAAAAGGGAUGACCCAAAAGGACCUCAUUAGUUAAAAGAGAUGACCCAAAAGGACCUAAGCUAAGCAAGCCUUUGUUAUAAGGGGGUCCAAUGUACAAGCGCAACUUCGCCCUUGAAUGAGUUUGGGGGCCUUGAACAACACAAGACGGCGAGAGGUCUUCAGGUGGUCUGACACUAAUUACUGGUUACUGAUCCCUUGCAGACAUAUCACGGGCACGCUUUACCAAGAUUCGGUCGCCUAAGCUUGAGCAAUAAACAAAAAUGUCCAAAUCCAAAGAUGUCGCAAAGAAUUACCAGCAAGUGUAGCUUUUUCAAAGAGAGGAAGGAAAAAAACUGAUCGACGAUGUAGAGAUUCAUCGCGGUCAUGUUAUCCUAGAUUUGGGCUGUGGCACAAGAGAAUUGUCUGCGUAUCUGUCCGAGCUCGUCCGACAAGAUGGAAGAGUCGUUGCCGAACUCUUUUACACUGGUACAUUUCCUUACGCUUGCACGGCCUCUACGAUACCUUCUUUUCUGCUUUUUAUUCAAAACAAUAAAUAUAAUGAUUUAUUUCUACUUGUGUGUCUUCAACAACAACGGCAGCAAUCCAUUGUUCUAUGAAGAACAGCUUUCCGCCACUGGAGCACGCAACGGCUUUGGUUGGAUAUCUUUCACGCAUCGCUUGGUAGUUAACAAGUGAAAAAAAACAGCAAUAACAACCGUAGAAAAAACGCUCUUUUUCCGGCUCGAUUGAUUCCUUGCGUAAAUCACUCAUACUGUGUAGAGUCCAUCGUUUUUCUAUCAACCACGCAAUAAAAAAAGUAGAAUUAAUCCAUUCUCCCAGAGGUCAUUAUUUGGCGACCAUGCCGCUGACAAGGAGCCAAAUUGACCCUGGCUUUGGGGUCUUGACGACAGCCAGAGGUCUUCAGGUGGUCUGGCACUAUUUAUUAGUGCCAGAUCCCUUGCGGACGGGUCACAGGCACGCUUUACCCAGAUUCUGUUGCUUGAGCAAGUGAUCAGAAUGUCCAAUUCCAAACAUGUUGCAAAGAGUUAUCAGCAAUUAUCGCUUAUUCAAAGAGAGCAUGGAAAAAAACUGAUCGACGAUGUACAGAUUCAUCGCGGACAAGUUAUCCUAGAUUUGGGCUGCGGCACUGGAGAAUUGUCUGCGUAUCUUUCCGAGCUCGUAGGACAAGAUGGAAGAGUCGUUGCCGUUGAUCCCGACAGUUAUCGAGUAGAAGUGGCGCGAGAAUCACAUAGGGAAGUCAAAAAUCUCGCAUUUCAUGAAGGAAGCUCUGCCAGCUUCCCAGGAAUGGGCUCGGAGACUUACGACAUCGUCUUCUCCAACUUUGUGUUGCACUGGAUUCAGGAUAAAGAAGAGGCUUUUAAGAACGUAUUUCGGAGCCUGAAACCAACAGGGAAAAUUGUCGUGAGUUACGGCGAUCGCUUGCCUUCCAUCAUCGAUAAAAUUUAUCGAGAACUUCAAAACUCAGAAAGCAUGGAGCGUAUGCUAAGCAAACUCUAUUUCGAGAGAAGGUCAAAAAUCGAAGAGAUAUGUUCGGCUGCGGGGUUCGAAAUUGUAAAAAGUGUCGACGUCAAAAUGGAGGAUCUUGAGUUCGAAGAUGUUGAAAGCCUGUGCUCAGUUAUCUCGGCAACCAAUCAAGGCAGGUUUGUUUCAGAGCUAGCCACGAGAGAUAAGAUAUCGAGGUUUUGUGCCCAGUAUACAAGCGGGGAAAAUUCUAAACCGUUAACGUUUUUCAUGGAUGAAGAUUAUUUCUACGUGUUGAUUGCAGCCAAACCAUAGAGAAGAAGACGGCCUUUAAGAUUAUAAUUGAAAUUGCAAUUAGAAAAGGUUGUUUAAAUUUUUCGUCCAAUCUGGAAUAUGUCGUUUUUAACUUUAAUUUUGUGGUGUAAACAAAACUUAUUACCAUUUCCUUUAAGUCUGCAGAGCGCUAAGUAGAUUGCGUGUCAACAGCGAAGAAUUUUUGUCCCUGAUGGAACUGCUUUGUAUCGAUGAAGAUCGGUUCAAGCAGUAAACUUUGAUUUUGCUUUCUCUGAAAACAACUGGUGCGAUCUCGGUACUUGUAGGCAAUUGAACGAUGUCGUCAGUUUAGUUAGUUCUUACAUCAGACAAUAUUUUUGUCACAGAGUGUUAAUUUAGUAAUGUUGCGGUGUAGGUUAUGGUUGGUUGCGUAAAAUGUCAGAAUACUUUUCAGCUACUGCGCAGGCGCGUAAUGCAAGGUUGUCACGGUCAGAUGAAGUGGUAGUUUGUUUAGCAGGCUUCAUUGUGGGGUAAGGGCGUGUUAAUUAUUAUUUUAUAAGGGGGUAGGGGAGGGAGUUUGUUAACGACCAUGAUGAUCAUGUCAUUAAAAGCAGUAUUUUUUUUGUGGCAUAUGCGUUUUUUUCCUUUUAAAUAAUCAGCGCUUCUGUUGCAACAGAACGUAGAAAAGGGAAUGUAUUGCUCCUUAAACCACUAGGAGAACUGUUUCAUUUGCAAGAUUGUGGAGACUUUUUGCCAAUUAUACAUUUUGCUAAUUCGAUGUAAUAUUAAUUACCCCUUAAUUUGACUUCAAUUGUUUAUAUUUAUACGUAUCUGCGUACAUUCUAAUUGUACCAUGAACCUUUAUUCUGAAAGGUCCUUUUGGGAAGAAUUAAGUGUACCUGUAGGUAUGUGCCAUGUCUUUCGCGUGUUUUGUGAAGUUUAAAUUAUGAUAAAUUCUUUUCUUUGUUUUUGGGCCACCUGUGCGGUAAGGUGGGCUAGAUUCAUGUGAAAAAUAAUAAUGGACAACUGUUUUUCUCGGGAAUUGUAUAUAUUUUCUGUGCAGUGGCAAAGAUGGUUGAACAUACAUGUUAUAUGUAGUUUGUGAAUAAGGAUGAGUGUUGAUUACAUCAAAUAUAGAGAAAAAGCGACUAAAUUUUUUGCCUGGUUCGUCUUUUCCUUUGGUUACGUGACGAGGGACUAGUUUCCCUUUGCUGGUACUUCGCAGUAUGCAUUCUCCCUUCAACUUUUCUUUUCCGGAAUAACGACGGUUUCCAGUUGAAUCUACACACAGUAGUAUCUCACUGUCGUUUUAUAAGGAUUGUUUGCGGUUUUUUCUUUACAAUCACAUACGAAUUGCCGGUCGGUCGUGUUGUUCCGCCGAUCAUGAGCAGACUGAGUAGAGAAUUACAAUAGCUUUUGUUGUACAAACGAAAAUUAGGGCAUAACAAAUACAGCUGUUUCCAGAAAACUUGUGUAAUUCCGCCUCAUUAGCCCUUCACACCCUAACAUCAGUAAGCAUAUUCUCCAUACUGUUCUUUAUACAUUUCCUAAGGUGCUGACAAGGAGAAUUUGUAAACUAAUCAAAGCUUUUUUCGUUGGUGAUCAUUUCCUUUAUUCUCAUGACCUUAAUGUGUGAUUUAGGGGUGAUAUUGUGUGGAGAAAUUAGAUGCUAGUCACUCUUUGGGUUAAAGGGUCAAGUCUCUUUAUGAGAGACUAAUUACCUGCCCUGCUGAGGAAGAGGGAAGGGAGCAAAACAAUAAACUUAGCGGAGCCGCGUUAAAACGAUAGGGAAGAACCCGCGAAAAGAAUUUUAACAGCUUAUAGUCAUACCCAAGAAAUACGAAUGAUUUAUUAAACCGCGUGGAAACACGAAAAAAUGGAAACACUUUGCUAUCCAUUAUAUAAACUUUUAUGAAGUUGGAUUGUGAUCACAGUCAAUUUAUCUGAAUAUCUGAAUUUAUCGUGAACUUGGAGCAAGGAAUAAUUACUCUUUCGAAAGUGUUGUCGUUCCGUGACGGUUUCCUUGACAAUUAUACUCACAGUCAACAAUAGUGCAGUCGCCCUUUUCCUCGCUUCCACCACCUGAGGGACUGAGUCGGGCCUGAUACCUGAUUUACUGGGGCAAGAAAUCGCACAGAAGACUCUAUUGCCUCUGUCAUAGCAUCGUGAAUAUAGAAAAUACAUUUUCAAACAAGUUAGCGAAGAAUUCAGAUUAGGAAAGAGCCGCUGCCACCAAAAACCCUCUCGAAUUGAUAGCCUUUGAGAAAGCCCUCAUUGAAUAACUUUAGGUGCCUUGAACAACAGAAGACGGCGAGAGCUCUUUUGGUGGUCUGGCAUUAUUUAUUAGUGCCAGAUCCCUUGAAGACCUCUCACAGGCACGCUUUACCAAGACUCAGUCGCGUAAUCUUGAGGAGGUAACAAGAAUGUCCAAAUCCAAAGAUGUUGCAAAGAGUUACCAGCAUGCGUCGCUUUUUCAAAGAGAGGAAGGAAAAAAACUGAUCGAUGAUGUACAGAUUCAUCGCGGACAUGUUAUCCUAGAUUUGGGCUGCGGCACUGGAGAACUGUCUGCGUAUCUGUCGGAGCUCGUAGGAGAAGAUGGAAGAGUCGUUGCCGUUGAUCCCGACAGUUAUCGAGUAGAAGUGGCGCAAGAAUCACACAGGCAAGUCAAAAAUCUCGAGUUUCAAGAAGGAAGCUCUGCCAGCUUCCCAGGAAUGGGCUCGGAGACUUACGACAUCGUCUUCUCCAACUUUGUGUUGCACUGGAUUAAGGAUAAAGAAGAGGCAUUCAAGAACAUGUUUCGGAGCCUGAAACCAGCAGGGAAAAUUGUUCUGACUUACAACGAUCGCUUACCCUCCAUCGUCAGUAAAAUUUAUCGUGAACUUCAAAACUCAGAAAGCAUGGAACGUAUGCUAAGCAAAGUCUAUUGCGAGAGAAGGUCAAAAAUUGAGGGCAUGUGUUCGGCUGCGAGAUUCGACAUCGUGAAAAGCUUCGACGUCAAGAUGAAAGAUUUUGAGUUCGAAAAUGUUGAAAGUAUGUGCUCAUUUAUCGCAGCAACUCAUCAAGGCAGGUUUGUUUCAGAGCUAGCUACGAGAGAUAAGGUAUCGAGGUUUUGUGCUCAGUACACAAGCGGGGAAAAUUCUAAACCGUUGACGUUAUAUACUGAUGAAGGAGAUUAUUACUCCGUAUUGAUUGCAGCCAAACCAUAA